CGGAGAACGCGGCACAACGAGGCGCGAGUGCGCGCCCUGCGAGCCCGCGCCGACUACGUGCUGAGCUUGGAGGCCGCCAACGCCACGCUGCAGCGGUACUACCUUGACGACAUAGCAGACAUUAUCCUGUGCAUGGAGGUGGGGUUCGAGGCGGUGGUGGGUCGCGCGGUGCGCACGGCGGGCGCGGCGGACGAGGCGCGCGCCGCGGCCACGGCGGGCGCGGCGGGCGCGUGGCGGGGCGCCGCCGCCGCGCUGGACGCGCUGGCCGGCCGCCAGCGCCUGCUGGACGCGCACGCGCCCGCCUUCGCGCUGCCGCGGCCGCUGCCCUACCAGGGCGCCGCGCCCGACGCGCAGGACCAGGAGAUGCUGGCGCUGCUGGGCGAGGCGGCGCCCGACGCGGCCGCGCCCGACGUGGCGGCCGAGCUGGCGCAGCGCCUGGCCAUGCUGGACGCGGGCGCGCGCCAGCUGCGGGCCGAGUGCCGCGAGAACGCCAAGACGCUGGACGCCGCCGAGGCCGAGCUCAUCAAGCAGAUGGAGGGCAGCGACUCGCAGUGGGACGUGAGCGGGCUGUUCGGCGCGGCGGGCGGGGGCGCCAGCGCGCUGCCGGCGGCCGCGCCCCCGCUGCCCGAGGACCAGGAGGACUACUACCUCGCGGUGAAAAUUCCGUUCAUACGUGUCGUGUGCGGGGCGGCUGGCGCGGCUGGAGAGCAAGGCGGCGGCGGUGCGCGGGCGGCUGCUGGGCGCGGGCGGGGCGCGGGGGCGGGCGGGGGCGCGCGCAGCCCGCCCACGCCGCCGCGCAGGGCGGCCGCGCGCCUGCGCCGCGGACAGUUCGCGGCGCCGCUGGACCUGCGCCUGCCCGUGGUGCUGACGUCAUGCGUGCGCGUCAUCGCCACGUACGGGCUGCGCCACCAGGGCAUCUUCCGCGUGUCGGGCUCGCAGGUGGAGAUGCAGGCCCUGCGCGCCGCCUUCGAGCGCGGCGAGGACCCGCUGGCGGGCGUGCGCGACGCGUCCGACAUCAACUCCGUGUGCGGGCUGCUGAAGCUGUACCUGCGCGAGGUGCGGCCGCCGCUGCUGCCGCCGCAGCUGCAGGAGCGGCUGCUGCGCGUGGCGGCGCUGGCGGACGACGCGGCCUUCGUGCGCGGCAUGCGCGACACGCUGGCGGCCUUACCGGCCCCCGCCGUGUUGGUGCUGCGCUACCUGUUCGCCUUCCUGGCGCACCUCACGGAGCACAGCGACCACAACAUGAUGGACGCCUGGAACCUGGCCAUCUGCCUGGGGCCCACGCUGCUGGCCGCGUGGGGCGAGGGCGGCGCGCAGGUGGCCGCGCAGAACCUCGUCAACGAGCUCGUCAAGCGCAUCAUCCUGCACCACGCCGCCGUCUUCCCGCAGGACAUCGCGCCCUACGCGCUCUACACCAGGCACAGUGAGGAGGAGGGCGGCGCGGACGACGAGGCGGACGAGCCGGACGCGGCGCCCGGCGAGCGCGACUCGCGCGACGCCCGCGACCGCUACGACGCACGCGACGCGGACGACGCGCCCGACUCGCACGACCAGCAGCAGUCGCACGACGCACACGACCCUACCGAUGACCUGUCACUGUGCGAUGUCGAUGACGAAGACACAGAUGACAUUAGCGAUGAAGACUGUGAGAGCGGGGAUUGGGGCGAACGCGACUCAGGAGAGUAUAGGAGGUGCAGGCGAGCGAGCCGCCGGCCGCCGCCGCCGCGCCCAGCAGGCUGGCCGACACGCCCGACCUGGUGCUGGACCUGCCGGCGCGCGCCGCGCCCGACGCCGCCGACACGUUCGCGCACAACCGCGACACGCUGCGCAAGCGGCGCGUGUCGCCCGCGCCCGCCGGUGCCGGCGCGCAACACGGCGCGCGUGGCCGCCAAGUUCGCGGAGCUGACGCUGACGGGCGGCUCGCUGAAGCCGGCGCUGGCCGCCAAGCCCGCGCUGCUGCGCCGCCCCACGCCGCACCCCGCGCCCCACGCGCCCCACGCGCCC
This is a messenger RNA of Trichoplusia ni (cabbage looper), 2004 nucleotides long. Its product is annotated as SLIT-ROBO Rho GTPase-activating protein 2-like. The record is from RefSeq and is a predicted model, not a curated record. Gene Ontology annotation, cellular component: cytoplasm. Gene Ontology annotation, biological process: negative regulation of cell migration; signal transduction. NCBI's taxonomy places the organism in Eukaryota, Metazoa, Arthropoda, Insecta, Lepidoptera, Noctuidae.